AUGGCCAGCGAGCUCGCCUGCACAUACGCUGCCCUUAUCCUUCACGAUGAUGGCAUUCCCAUCACGGCCGACAAGAUUUCGACGUUGGUGAAGGCCGCGAAUGUGGACGUGGAGGCGUACUGGCCCACGCUCUUCGCCAAGCUGCUCGAGAAGCGUAGCGUGGAGGACCUCGUCUCAAACAUCGGAUCAGGUGGCGGCGGUGCCGUUGCCGCUCCUGCUGCUGCGGGCGGUGCUGCCGCACCAGCAGCUGAGGAGAAGAAGGAAGAGAAGAAGGAGGAGGAGAAGGAGGAGAGCGAUGACGACAUGGGCUUCAGCUUGUUCGACUGA
This is a messenger RNA of Closterium sp. Yama58-4, 327 nucleotides long. The record is from the annotation of a GenBank genome assembly. Lineage: Eukaryota; Viridiplantae; Streptophyta; Zygnematophyceae; Desmidiales; Closteriaceae.